This is a messenger RNA of Baudoinia panamericana UAMH 10762, 342 nucleotides long. RefSeq lists its product as uncharacterized. The record is from RefSeq and is a predicted model, not a curated record. The coding region runs from base 34 to 306 and encodes 90 amino acids. NCBI's taxonomy places the organism in Eukaryota, Fungi, Ascomycota, Dothideomycetes, Mycosphaerellales, Teratosphaeriaceae. The transcript has 2 exons.
GGCGGUCUCUGAUCCUGUUGCGGAAAACUGCGCAUGGUCUUUGAAAAUGCUGGGACAGCGCCUGUUUCACUUUGUUUAGCUAAGCGUAAGACUCAUAUGGAGGUGGGUGCUAAGCGAGAACAGCUCGAGCCUGAGCACAUCAUGAGCACUGAGAAAUUCUGCGCUUUCCGGGUUGUUGUCGGUCUGCCUGGAAGAUGCGCCAUCUCCCUGCCUGCGAAGCCGCAGGCCGUCCUAACCGCAGUUGCAAGACUCUUGCCAGACAUGCUUUUUCCGUUCCCGGACCUAAAGGAUGCAACGCCGCGCUAGACAAUGAGUACUCCCAUGAGUUCAUAACCGUAUCGG